CGCAACGAAGGCAGCUGACUGGGCAGCCCUGCACGAUGGAUCUUGAAAGCUGCAGAAGAAGACGUCAGCGCCGCAGCGUCAUUGCGUGAAGUGGGCAUGUGAGAGGAGAUCCGCAUUUUGCUGCGUGUGGACUCCUUCCUGUUUGUGGCCACAGGCAAUUUCUCAAGUCGGUGACCGAUCUCUCGGACGCACGCCGCGCCAUUUGCCCGAUGAGCCACAAGGUUUCGGAGAAGUUCGCAGCGGAGCUGCUCGGCACGUAUGGUAAGCCAGAGCAGCCGGAUGAGUGCUUGAAUGCCUGGUGGCUGAUCCGCAUGGCAGGUUUGAUGCUCACCAUAGGUAGGGAGGAAGAGGCAUUAAGACCGACUGCAGCUCCAGCUCUCCUUCGUGGGCGACUGGCUGGUCAACUGUCUGUCCACAGGGCUGAACGCCGUUCAGGGGAAUCCAUCGGGGCCUAUCGCUGUCGGUCAGGAAGGGGAGCGUACACCCAUCACUCAGCUAGCCGAAGGGUCUGCUGUUUUGUGGCCGUGGUGUAUGUGUGUGCGCAGGGGCCAUACUUGUGAACAUGUAGAACACUGCUUCAGAUGAACGGACACUGCACAUAGAACACACACAGGUCACAGGUUCAGAAGCGUUUAUUGCUCCCUUUUUUUGUUUUUUCUCCUCACCGCAAGGAUAUACAUGUUUGGAUCAGUGUCGAGUACGCUUAGCAAACAAGCAACACACGCUGCCAUCGAUAUCGCCCCUUUUCUGUUUGUGUCAGGGGCGCAGUUCAAUCCCUCGGUGACGCUGGCGUUCCUGACGCUGAGCCGAAAACUCAUCACCGCCCACGAGGCUCUGUUGAUAUGGCUGGCAGAGUUCCUCGGCGCAUCCCUCGCCGCCGUCACCUUCUACCUCCUCACACCCAAGCCCGGCUCGGUGCCGCUGUUUGAGUUCAAUGGCGCGUCCGCAUGCUUCGAGGUUAUUUGGACGGCGAUCCUCGUGCUGGUCAUUCUCAACAUCAACACGUGCCAGGCCGACUCGAAGCUCAGCGGCGGCUUCUUCAAUGGUGGUGCGAUCGCCCUCACAGUCGUGGCAGCUGCGUACUCAGCAGGUCAGUGAGGGAAUGAGUGCAUCGAUUCCUUGUUCCUGCCUCAUGGAUGUGCUGGUGGUGUGGCGCGUGCAGGCUCGAUCGCGCCGGCGUAUCUGAACCCCUGUGUGACAUUCGGCAUCGCUGUGGCCCACCUGAUCGGCACCGGGGGCACCGACUCGACCGCCACGCGGCUGUUCGGCUUCAUGGCCGUCCAAUUCGCGGCUUCGAUCCUGGCGGUGGUCAUCUUCUCGUUCACCAAUGGUGCUCGCGAGCUGAGGGCGAAGCCGCCCCAGGCUGAGAAGCAAGACAAAGAGGUCUAUCAUGCUGAAAAGGAGAGGGUUGGCGGCCCUCACAAGGUUUUCUGCCUUCAUCCUUGUGAACCGCCCUCUGCGGCUGAGCCGUGUGAGGGCCCGUGCUGCCCUUACCCCUGCUUCAGUGGCGUGCGUGUGCACAUGCCCAUGGGCGUGGGCGUUUUUGCUGCAAAGGACGACAGCACCAAGGCGCUAAUGACGGUGUGAGGGAGGAAAGGUGUGACUUGAGACGAACACCGUUUUCUUGUUAGGGAGAGGGGGGCUGUGACUGAUGUGGUGUCUGCUUGGCGAUUGAUUGGUCGUGUGUGCCUAUGUGUGUUUGUGGUCUUUUAUUCAUUCAUGUGGUUGUGGGACAUUCACUGAUCGAGUGGAUGACAGACGGGAUGGAUCCACACACUCUCUCUACUGUGGGAGAGGGGGAGGGGGG
This is a messenger RNA of Vitrella brassicaformis, 1807 nucleotides long. NCBI's taxonomy places the organism in Eukaryota, Vitrellaceae. The record is from the annotation of a GenBank genome assembly.